AUGUUAUCUCGUAACUGGAGGCAUUUAUGCCGUCGUUAUUCUCAGGCCGUUACAUUUAGGACCAAUGAAAACUCACCUGCACAACAAAAUGAUAAACAGGUGGGAUUAUUUUACACAGUAAACCCAGACUUGUGCAAGCAGCUGUUUAGUCAUGGAGGUUUCCCUAAAAGCUUUAUGAAACAGACCAAGACCUUCACGGAAACUGCUAUAAUGGUGCGACAACCAGCAUUGGACCUCAUCAAUUGUAUUAGAGCUAGUGAUAUGGACCAACCAGCUAUCCGUUAUGUACUUUAUGGCGAGAAGGGUACCGGCAAGUCUCUGACUUUGGCACAUCUCCUGCAUUAUGCUCAUGAAGACGGCUUCUUGAUUGUGCAUGUACCGUGGGUUUCUGAAUGGCUACGAAGAAUAACUCGCCACAAGGAGAUGUCAAACUCUCAAACACGCGAAGGUUUAGUCGACUUACCGCUCGACGCGGCGGCUUGGCUCAUCCACUUCAAGAGUCAAAACCAGAAACUACUGAAGAGUGGAAAUUUAAAGACAAACAAGGAGUAUGUAUGGAGUAAACGCGAAAAGACCGAAGUUGGUUCUCCACUGUCGGACCUAGUGGAGCUUGGUAUCAAUAGAGUGAAGUAUGCCUGUGACGUCAUCGACGCUCUUGUUGACGAGAUAAAAAUACUUUCUAAUAAUAAGCAGUGUAAAACAUUUGUGGCGAUAGAUGGUUUUAACAGUUUCUUCUACCCGUUGACGCGACUAAAUACGCCUACUAAAAGAAAAGUGGAACCUGAUGAAGUAACACUUACGUCAAGCUUCAUGAAAAUUACUAAGAAUGAUUGGAAAAAUGGCGUCAUUGUAGUAACUGCAGACGAACUGUCUGUGCCCGAGGAGCAUCACGAAAGUUACCUUCCUAGAUAUCUGUUGUACAAAAAGGGCUUUGAGCAUCUUGAUCCUUUUGUGCCAAUACAAAUAAACAGAUACUCAGACAAAGAGUUUAUGACGUGCGUAAGUUACUACAGGGACAGAUUAUGGCUGCGAGGACCUACUGAAAUUGAAAUGGAACUAAAGUUCACUAGUGCCUCAAAUCCUUAUAAAUUUAUGGAACAGUGUGCACCAUUGUAA
Messenger RNA from Arctia plantaginis, 1116 nucleotides. NCBI's taxonomy places the organism in Eukaryota, Metazoa, Arthropoda, Insecta, Lepidoptera, Erebidae. The record is from the annotation of a GenBank genome assembly.